AUGGCUACUGCUCAGCUCUCACACAACACCAGAACACUGAAGGCAUCUAAGAACACAAUUUUCCCAUCUCAAAUCACAAAUGAGCAUGAGUCACUAGUGAUGGUGAAGAAACUUUUUGCUACUUCUAUCUCAUGUAUAACAUAUUUGAGGGGCCUAUUUCCAGAGAGCUCUUACAGAGAUCGCCAUUUGGAUGACCUCAGUUUAAAAAUUCUCCGGGAAGACAAAAAGUGUCCUGGAUCAUUACAUAUUAUUAAAUGGAUUCAAGGUUGUUUUGAUGCUUUGGAAAAGAGAUACCUACACAUGGCAGUAUUAACACUUUACACAAAUCCCAAGGAACCUGAGAAAGUGACUGAAAUUUACCAAUUCAAAUUCAAAUACACAAAAAAGGGAACCACUAUGGACUUUGACAGCAGUAGUACAAGCUUUGAAAGUGGGACAAACAGUGAAGAUAUUAAGAAAGCCUGUUCCCUACUAAUCCGUCAAUUGUAUAUACUGAUGCAGAACCUUGGACCCCUUCCUAAUGAUGUUAUACUUACUAUGAAACUCCAUUAUUAUAACUCAGUGACCCCACAUGAUUACCAACCCCCUGGCUUUAAAGAAGGGGUGAAGUCACACUUCCUAGUGUUUGAAGGGGAGCCUGUGAGCCUUCGAAUGGGCUCAGUCUCCUCUGGCUUCCACAGUAUGAAAGUCAAAGUCACAACCGAGGCCACCAGAAUGCUUGAUGGGGAGAACAGUGUCGGUCAGGACGAUGGCACGACUGAGAUAGCCCAUCAGGGUCUAGACUAUGAUGAGGAAGAAGAGGCCUGCGGCAGUCAAGUUCAAAGAACAAAUUUUGUGCACAUUGAGCCAAGUUUUGAAAGCUCCAGGAAGAAGAGGAAGGUCAGCGAACCAGUGACAGUCUUCAUUCCUAACAGAAAAUGA
Molecule: messenger RNA, 921 nt
Organism: Grammomys surdaster
Lineage: Eukaryota; Metazoa; Chordata; Mammalia; Rodentia; Muridae
Gene: Hormad2
Product: HORMA domain containing 2
Exons: 10
Coding region: 1-921 (306 amino acids)
Source: RefSeq, a predicted model, not a curated record